Molecule: messenger RNA, 5923 nt
Organism: Mizuhopecten yessoensis (Yesso scallop)
Lineage: Eukaryota; Metazoa; Mollusca; Bivalvia; Pectinida; Pectinidae
Product: transcription initiation factor TFIID subunit 3-like
Exons: 10
Coding region: 167-3688 (1173 amino acids)
Cellular component (GO): transcription factor TFIID complex
Molecular function (GO): protein heterodimerization activity
Source: RefSeq, a predicted model, not a curated record
UCUAAAAUGACACCGAUAUACCGAACGGUGCCCGUAAAAUGAAAACGAUGGAGCUAGGAACAACUUAACACCAAGAAAUAAGAAAUAGUACAUAUGCCAUGAACUAUUUUUAUUGCAUCUUACACUGUAGUGAAAUGUUGUAAUGUAAAGGCGAUUCAUCCAGAAAAUGGCGGAUGAGUACUGCCGAAAUAUAUUGCGGAUCAGUCUUGCCCAAAUUUGUCAAAAUCUUGGAUGGAAUGCUGCUCAAGCGACACCUCUGGAGCUUCUUACCGAUGUUUUGGAGAGAUAUCUCCUGGAAGUAGCCAAAGUUACCCAUCGUUACUCAGAGCAGUUUGGGAGGACCGACCCUAACUUAGAUGAUCUGGGCUUAGCGUUUGGACACUUAGGUAUACAACUAGGAGAAUUGGAGGACUACGUUCACCAUGUUGACCCAUUGCCAUUUGCCCAAGAGGUUGUGGCCUUUCCGGCUCCAAAAAGAAACAACCUUCAGUUCCCCAGAUAUGACAGCAGAGAAGUGCUACAAAGGGAGGAACACAUUCCUGAGUAUCUGCCAGCAAUGUUUCCUGAAGAGAUUGAGACUCCACAGUCUCCUCCUCCACACACCCAGCCAGAAACCUGUCUGCUUCCACUCCCUCCGACCACACCCUUGGCUGUCUCACCCUCUGACAUUCAAGUGGAUGGUACUUCAGUCAGCCCAGGAUUGUCCGACAAGCGCCUCCUGACCAGUCCACCAUCUGGGGGACCACCUUCCAAAAGGAUCAGAUUAACCACUCUACCAGAAGAGGCAGCACAUUCACAGUACGAGAUGAAGAGCAUGGCGAUGACUGUUGCUGGGGAGGUGAUGCCGACAGGUGGCUAUAUAGGCAAACUUCCUGAUGCUAAAACACCCCCUCAAGGCUUUCCAAAGAGGUUUCCAAAGGACAACACUCGAGGUUCUGCUUCAAAAUCAGCAUCUUUGCUGCCUGUGGCAAGAGAUAUUCUUUCCGAAUUAAAUAGCAAAAAGGAUUCAAAUGAAGGCUCCCAAAAAAAAGACAAGGAUAAAAGUUCUUCAAAUUCAUCAUCAAAAAAGAGUGGAGUAAAGAAAAAAUCAAAUACCAGCUCAGAAAAGAAAGAUGUGUCCAAGUCAAGAAGUAAAGUUAAAAAGGGCUUACUAACUCCCAAACCAAGGCCGAGGCCGAGGUCAAGGUCAAAGUCACCAGCAAGGGCUAAGAGUCCAAAGGGAGGGGGGACUAAGAAGGGACAGAACAAGGUGUUUAGUGAUAGUGGUGCUGGACUUUUCUCAGAAACAAUUAUGUUGGAGAGACAGAAAGGGCCCAGUUCAGAAAAGGGCAGGUCUAGUUCCCCAAGUGUUAAGAAUAAAGAUGAAUCCCUCUACAGUGCAGUCACAUCUCAUAAAAACAAAGAUUCACCUAGAUCUAUUCCUCUGGAUUUGAGUUGUAAACAAAAGGUUUCUAAACCCAGCGACUUGGAGGAAAAGAAACGUAGACUAGAUGCUAUUCAAAGUUCUAUUGACAGUGUGUUAAGACAAUCAACAUUAAACCAAACAGAAAAGGAGCCAGACAUUCCAGAUGACUCAUUUGUUCCAGUAGAAAAGGAAGUAGAAAAAGAAGAUUCUAAGCCAAUUGAAAAGAUAAAAGAUUUAAAUUUGAGUUCCUCUAUAGAUGAUACUAUCAAUGCUGUGAUAGGGGCAGCAGAUAGGGACGAUACACCGGUAGGGUUAACUCCCGUGUUGGUGAAGGAGGAGGUUAUAGAACAGGAUGUUGUUACACCAACACCUGCCUUGCCUCAGUCACCAGUUUUGACACCAGUGUUAACACCUCAAACCUCUCCACGCAAAAAAGGGAGACCACCCAAGAAAGGUAAAAACAAAGGCAAUAAGAAACCUUCCACUCCACCUGUGGCUCCGUCUGUUGUAGAACCACCACCUAUUAUGGAACCCAAGUCUCCAAAAGAUGAGAAGUUUGCUGUGUUUGACUUUCCCGAGAGUCCACCAAUGAGAUCCACUCCUAAACCCAGCUUUCCUGCCCCUGCCCCUGCCCCUGCCCCUGCCCCACCUGCUCAAGCACCAACUGCUCCCCGAAGUCCCAGUCCUGAACCUGUGGAAGAAGUGCCACCGGUUGUGGUGGAGGAACUACCCCCACCUGUGAUGGAGGAACCACCCAUUAACAUUAAGGUGGAUGAGAGUGCUCCUGUAGCACCUAUAGCAGAAAAAAGUCACAGCAAGGAUAAGGAGAAGCACAAAUCUAAGGAGCAUAAAAAGGAAAAGAAAGAGAAGAAAAAGGACAAAGAAAAGAAAAAGAAAAACAAAGAUAAAGACCGGGACAAAGAGAGAAGCAAACACAAAGACAAGAGUAGCAAGUCACCUGGUACUUUCCCUACUGGUUUGACGAAGCUGAAGAUUCGACUGGGCAGUUCUCCCUUCUCAUCGACUGUGACUUACAGUUCCAAGGCCAAGGAGCAGUCUCCAUCAGGGUCUCCAGCCCAGAGGCCGGAGAUACCAAAACUGGUCAUCAAACCAAUGCCUCCGCUGCCCUCUAGUCAGGAAAGGGGAUCUGACUCACCCAAGACAUCAUCUAGCAGUGCUAAAUCCAGUAAAAAGGAGAGUAAAUCUAAAAAGGAUGUCGGCCAUAUUGUCGUGAAGAAGGAAAUUUUCCCAGAAAAACUCCCCACUACACCACCACCAGUACCUAGGACACCAUCCCCAGCUCCAACAGCAAAAACACCCUCCCCAAUGAAGAAAACACCUUCACCUGUUCCAGUAAAACAUGAACCCUCAUCUGUGCCUCCGCCCAAGCCUAUGACUCCAGUGCCUCCGCCCAAGUCUGUGACCCCCGUGCCAAAGUUUACAGGGUCAGAAUCACCAGACCAAAGUUCCCAUGAUAAACCACCCAUUCUCAAAAUGGAAAUGAUUGACGAGCCACCAGUGCUGACACCACAACCUUCCCCUUGCCACAAGACUCCAACACCUCCACCCCCCAGGAAUAGAACCCCACCCAGGGUUCCUAUCAAACCUGCUCCUUCUCCUGUCCCUAGCCCUAAACAUCCCCCGUCACCCAUGCCUGUAUACUCCCCUUCACCUGUCCGAGUCAACUCUCCACCUCCUUCAGCAUUUACCUCUAAGUCAAUGUCAUCAUCUCCAGUAAAAACACCUUCACCUUCUCGCACCCGUACACCCUCUCCCAUCCCUUCACUUCCCCCCACACCCAUCCACCAUCCAUCCCCUACCCCUUCUCCUACACCUACGAAGCCCCCUACACCUUCCCCAACCCCAACACCUGCUCACUCUCCCUCUCCUGGCCCCCUCGUUAUAAAAGAAGCAUCUGACAUUCCACCUAUGCCACCACCCUCCAUUAGUAGUGCAUUACAAGCUGCAGCGACUGCCAAGACAGCCCUCCAGAGAACCGUUACCUCCGAGACUAUCGGGAGCUUUUUAGAUACCUCGUCUGGGGAGAAGAUCUGGAUCUGCCCUGCUUGUAAACGUCAGGAUGACGGCAGCCCCAUGGUUGGCUGUGACAUCUGCGAUGAUUGGUAUCAUUGGGAAUGUAUAGGGAUAAAUAAAGAACCUGAGGAGGAUAGCUGGUACUGCAACAAGUGUUUAGCCCCGGCGAGGAAACCAUCCAAACGUGGGCGUGGGGGUGGACGGGGUAGGGGCCGAGGCAGAGGCAGGAAAAAAUCUUUGAAAGACUAAUGUGUAUUACAAAACAAAUGACUAUAUAUUUUUUGCUGUUCAGACGGAUACUAAAGCAAUAAGUCCGGGCUGAAUUACAAAUCUGAACAGUUUUUUGGAGUAGAGCAGGAAGGAGAGUUCUGAGGAAACACUGCUCUGUGUUUAGAUUCUGUUGUGUUCCACUAUUGUUUGUGUACGUUACAGGUAGAUUGGAAACUCUUGUUUUAAUGAUUUGGCUAUAUUGAAUAUAAUUGUAUGAAACAGAUCUAGAGUACAUAAAUUAUUAUGAGGUGUUUUAUAAGAGAUAAUUUAUGUUAAAACAACUUCAGGUAAAUUGUACCACAGCAUUAGUUAUAAUCGCAGAGAAGAGCUUCACUCAGAGUGUCACUGUGGUUGUAAGGUUUCCAUAGUAACUGUUACUGUGGUUGUAAAGUUUCCAUAGUAACUGUAACUAUGACUAAGGUUUCCAUAGUAACUGUCACUGUGACUAAGGUUUCCAUAGUAACUGUCACUGUGGUUGUAAGAUUUCCAUAGUAACUGUUACUGUGGUUGUAAAGUUUCCACAGUAACUGUCACUAUGGUUGUAAGAUUUUCAUAGUAACUGUUACUGUGGUUGUAAAGUAUCCAUAGUAACUGUAACUAUGACUAAGGUUUCCAUAGUUACUGUCACUGUGACUAAGGUUUCCAUAGUAACUGUCACUAUGGUUGCAAGGUUUCCAUAGUAACUGUAACUAUGACUAAGGUUUCCAUAGUAACUGUCACUGUGAUUGUAAGGUUUUCAUAGUAACUGUCUGUAUGGUUGUAAGGUUUCCAUAGUAACUUACUGUCACUAUGGUUGUAAGGUUUCCAUAGGUUUCCAUAGUUAUGUAAUAGCUAGGGGAUGAUAUUUAUCUAUCCGAAUAGCAUUUGUCUGGUAUGAAAGAAGAUGUAAGUUUGGAUUAAUUGCAUGUACCUGUUUAGAAGCCUGAUCAGGUGAAGAUAUGUCUUAAUUACAUCUUCCUGUAUGUUUCCUCAUGUGAGAUAUUUAUAAAUGGCAGCAAUUUGUUUUAUGUUUCAAAGGUUUUCUCUGUUGAUAAUUGUAUAAGAUACCAGAUUUAUUUGUCAUUAAGUUUAGGGUAACUAAAACGUGUUACAUAAUGCUAAGGUUUCAACUAAAAAGCAGUUCUCCAAUUGUGAAACUGGCUUAACACUUUUUGUUAACAAGUAGAAAUGCAUUGGGCAGAAGAAAUUAAAUUACAAAAAAAUGCAUUUUAUUUACAAAAUGUGACUCUGUAAACUAGAGGCACCUAUUGGUUAUAAAAAGAUAAAGGUACUGAUAAAGUGUUAACAAACUCAAAGCUGUAAAUUUCAGUUUUACGUUUAUGAUUUCUUUUAUAAAACUAGUUUGUUGAACCUGAAUCCGUUAAAGUGUUCAUAUUCACUGUACGAACCGUUAAAGUGUUCAUAUUCACUGUACGAACCGUUAAAGUGUUCAUAUUCACUGUACGAACCGUUAAAGUGUUCAUAUUCACUGUACGAACCGUUAAAGUGUUCAUAUUCACUGUACGAACCGUUAAAGUGUUCAUAUUCACUGUACGAACCGUUAAAGUGUUCAUAUUCACUGUACGAACCGUUAAAGUGUUCAUAUUCACUGUACGAACCGUUAAAGUGUUCAUAUUCACUGUACGAACCGUUAAAGUGUUCAUAUUCACUGUACGAAUAUUGACUUCAACCACUAAAAAUAUCUAAAUAUAAUGAAUGUGUCACACAUACAGUAGAUGUAGACACACGGUGGAAUGUUACGAUAUUUACAGGGUUUAACAUUACAGCUGAACAACGAAAUGAAUGUAUUGGCCCUUCAUGGAAUGUCAGGUUUAUACAUUGGAGAUCUGGUUUAUACAUAGUAGGUCUGAUUUAUACCAGGUGUAUAUUCUACAAGUUUCGGUUUAGAGAUGUUACGCUAUACAUUAUAUAUUGGGAAGUUUUAAGUGUGAAGUAAAGCAUUGUGUUAAGGACAAACUAAAGUCAAACACUAGAAUUCUCAUGUGUAGCAUUUUUCAUAUGUGUAAGGAUUUAUUUUACUAUUUUAUUAUGGUAAAAUUAAAGUAGAUAAAAUGUUCAUUUUCAUUUGUAUUUAUUCAUUAUUCAUUAUAGUUUAGACAUUUUUACGUUUUAUUUAAUAUGAAGUUGAAUGUUCUUGGUAGAAAGGACAGAUAAUUGAUGGAUGAAGAUGUAUACAACUGUAAUAAAAUUGUAUACAGCUUAUUUUGACAGUGU